Messenger RNA from Chrysoperla carnea, 2603 nucleotides. RefSeq names its product cytoplasmic polyadenylation element-binding protein 2 (gene orb2). The transcript has 8 exons. Gene Ontology annotation, molecular function: mRNA regulatory element binding translation repressor activity; mRNA 3'-UTR binding; ribosome binding. Gene Ontology annotation, cellular component: nucleus; neuron projection; cytoplasm. The record is from RefSeq and is a predicted model, not a curated record. Gene Ontology annotation, biological process: negative regulation of cytoplasmic translation. Lineage: Eukaryota; Metazoa; Arthropoda; Insecta; Neuroptera; Chrysopidae. Bases 167 to 2392 code for a protein of 741 amino acids.
UUUAUGUACGUUAAGUGUUAAUUUGUUUUAAUUGUAUGUGUAUGGUGAUAAAUAGAUACCUAGAAAGUGAAACUCUCUGAAGACGACGUCCAAAAAAAAAAAAAAACUCUCUGAAAACGACGUCCAUGAAUGUGUAAAUCAAAAAUAAAUUUAAUUAGUGAAAGCAAUGCAAGAUGAGACAUCAUCUACAGCAAGUAUUGUGACAAGUAGUGACUUAAAAUUAGCUGCAAACGUCAAUGUAGUGACGAAAAUAUCAUCUUCAACAGAAAAGAAUUGUGUAAACGUAGAUAAUAUGUCGUCGAGUGGCGCAUUGAGUGCCGUCUCAACAUCGGUUGUUAUUCAACAAAGUGGUAAUCAAACUGGUAAUCAACAAUCAACACAGAAUCAAUCAAAUCAACAAUCAAAUCAAGAGAAUAAAUUGAAAACAGUGGUGAAUUCAAAUAAUAAUCAAAGUUCACCAGGAAGUGGUACAGUGAUUGUUGAUCAACAACAAUUAGUGUCAACAGUUGUGUCAUCGUCCACCGGAUCGGUUGAUCAUCAAUCGGUUGUGAGUGCUGGAACUGGAGGUGUGGUGAAUAGUGCUGGUACAACUGUUGGGGGUAACGUAAUGGUCAAUAGUGAUGGAAGUGUGCAAGUAAUCACACCUGGGACAACUCCAUGGGGUACAGACGCUGUUGAUUCGUCAUCAACAGCUUUCUUGUCUGGGUCUGGAUCGACCACGAACGGGAGUAGUCAAGGUGCAGGCCAAGGUGGUUUUGGUCGUCAAAACUAUCAACAAGGACCGCCACAAACAAAUUCAUUGGUCAGUCCAUUAGGUCGUAGAGCAAUCACAGCUACACAUAACUAUUUGCAUGCCGCUGGUGGCGGAACUAGACAACAGAUGCCACCCUCUGGACAGUAUGUUGCAGCGGUUGCAAAAAGUGGUGGAUACGCGAGCCAAGGUGGGGCGGCUGGUACAGGUGGGGCCUGGCAACCGCAAGGUACUGGAGGUAAUUGGACUUCCAGUGGUCUAUCAUCCGGCUCGACUGGCGCUGCAGCAUGGUCACGUGGUCGUUCUGUACCAAAUAUGUUGCCAAUACAGUCAGCCGGUGGACUGCAGGUGGGUCGUAAACCAAGUCCCACCUUUAGUGUACAAUCGUCAAACGUGAUGUCGUCACCAGUUAAGUUUCGACGCAGCACCUCGUACCCCGGCAAGGGCAUGUUCCCGGCAAAUGUUGUUGGUCAACCACAGCCCACAUUUGAAAUCACUAACAUGGACGAGGGAUGCGAGAUGCUGCUACCCUCUUAUCAGGAUCGAAAUGUUCCUGGAAAUACAAACAGCACAAAUCCUUUAGAAAAUAUGCGAAGUCUUGAACAUUAUUUAAACGACAUCAUGCGUGUUUUACCAGAUCAGAAUGAUGUCAAAGGAUUUAUAAAUUCAAAUACUUUACAAUCGCUUGGUGCUUUACAAGGCAAUAUCAUUGGAGGAAAAUCUACUUUUGGCUUAGACGAUCAAGCGGGUGUACUGUUAGAAGAACCUGGACAUUUAGUUGAUCCUGCUGCUCCACAGUCGUUAUCAUCUCCAUCGAGAUCUUCGCCCCACUCACCAGGUUCGGAAGGUGGUGAACGAUUUUCACGUAAAGUUUUCGUUGGUGGCUUACCACCGGAUAUCGAUGAAGAUGAAAUAACAGCUAGUUUUCGACGUUUUGGACCAUUGGUGGUUGAUUGGCCUCAUAAAGCUGAAAGUAAAUCGUAUUUUCCACCAAAAGGAUAUGCGUUUUUACUUUUCCAGGAUGAAACAUCAGUACAACAAUUGAUUGACGCCUGUAUUACUGACGAAGAUAAACUAUAUUUAUGCGUAUCAUCGCCAACAAUUAAAGAUAAGCCAGUGCAAAUCCGUCCCUGGCGUUUAUCUGACGCUGAUUUUGUACUUGAUGCAUCAAUGCCUUUGGAUCCACGAAAAACUGUAUUUGUUGGUGGCGUUCCAAGACCUCUUAAAGCAGUGGAAUUAGCAAUGAUAAUGGAUCGUUUGUAUGGUGGCGUAUGUUAUGCUGGUAUUGAUACUGACCCAGAAUUGAAGUAUCCAAAAGGAGCUGGACGUGUUGCAUUUAGCAAUCAACAGAGUUAUAUAGCUGCGAUUAGUGCCCGUUUUGUACAAUUACAACACGGUGACAUUGAUAAGCGUGUGGAAGUUAAACCGUACGUUUUAGAUGAUCAAAUGUGUGAUGAAUGUCAAGGACAACGGUGUGGUGGCAAAUUUGCACCAUUUUUCUGUGCAAAUGUCACCUGUUUACAAUAUUAUUGUGAAAAUUGUUGGGCAACAAUACAUUCACGUCCUGGACGAGAAUUUCAUAAACCAUUGGUAAAGGAAGGCGCUGAUAGACCACGUGCAGUGCCCUUCCGUUGGUGUUAACGAUGUAGGGCUUAGUUCCAGCGCGACAGAUGUACAAAAUGCGAGCAAAUUUUGGUGAUGAAAACAAUGUUAAGACAAUGAUUUUUGCACUUUUUAAAAUCACUUAUACAUAGCUAGUAAAAAAAAAAAACAUUUAGGUAGAAAAUUUAUUUGAUAAAAAUUAUUGUCACACUAAAUCGCAUCACCAAAUCGCAUUUCUGGCAACAUUCUG